AUGUUUUUUAGUAUUUUAAAUAAAAUUAAUAAUAAAAAUAUUUUUCCUGAUGUAAAGAUAAGUUUAAUUUUAAAAAAAAAUCAAAGUUUUUACUUCGUUAAAAAUAUAUCAUAUUUUUUUAAUGAAAAAAUAAUAUAUAAUAAGAAAGUUGAUAAUACCCAAAUAUUAAGCAAAAGAGUUAUAAAUUAUACAGUGGGUUUAAAUAAUGUAAAAAGUGCAUAUUAUCAAAAUAAUGGGAAAAAAUAUAUUCAUACAGAUAGUAUUAAAAAUAAAGAAAAUUUUAAUAGAAGAAAAUAUUUUUAUAAUAUAAUCGAAAAUAAAUAUUUUAGUACAAAAAACAUAAGAGGAAGAUUAUUUUAUAAAAGAAGGCCAAAACAAAUACCAAAAUUAAAAAAAAAAAACUGGAGAUCUAAAUGGUUAGAAGGAGCUCCUCAAAAAAGAGGAAUAUGUUUAAAAGUUCGUGUUCAAACUCCUAAAAAACCUAAUUCUGGAUUGAAAAAAAUAGCACGUGUUAGAUUAUCUACAGGUAGAAUAGUAUCCGUAUAUAUACCAGGAAUUGGGCAUAAUUUAAAUACUCAUAGUAUUAUUUUAGUAAGAGGGGGAAGAUGUAAAGAUAUUCCUGGAUGCAAUUAUAAAGCUAUUAGAGGUGUUUAUGAUUUAUUACCAGUUAAGAAUAGAUUUAGAGGUAGAAGUAAAUAUGGAGUGAAACUAUCAGAAGACAAAAGAAAACACUUAGUUGAAAGAUAUAAUUUUAAACACAUCACUAUUAAGAAAGAUAUUGAAGAGUUUAACAAAUAUAAAUGGUUUAAUUAUGUUGAUAAAGAUAAAAACUUAAGAGAAAAACCCUUAUCUCCAAAUGAAAACGUACCUAUUAAUAUUUUUCAUUUUAACACAUAUUAUAGAAAUAAAAAGUUUCAACAAAAUAAUGAAAAAUAA
Plasmodium gallinaceum is the source of this 936-nucleotide messenger RNA. Its product is annotated as mitochondrial ribosomal protein S12 precursor, putative. The record is from RefSeq and is a predicted model, not a curated record. NCBI's taxonomy places the organism in Eukaryota, Apicomplexa, Aconoidasida, Haemosporida, Plasmodiidae. The coding region runs from base 1 to 936 and encodes 311 amino acids. Gene Ontology annotation, molecular function: structural constituent of ribosome. The transcript has a single exon. Gene Ontology annotation, biological process: translation. Gene Ontology annotation, cellular component: small ribosomal subunit; ribosome.